UUCUCUUGGGUAUCUUAUUUAAAGAUGAUAGGCUACUACCAACAUGCUUCUUUCCAAUUUAGAUGAUGCUUUAUGAUACUUCAAUGAAAAGAUUCAGAAGACAGAGGGCAGACUUAGCCACCAAGAGGAAAAGAUAUCAUCCUAUUAGCUACCCCAGAGUGACAUAGAAACAGUACAAAAUGAGGGUAUUUGUCCCUAGAAAGGCUUUCAUCAAGACCACUCGGUUCUAGGCAACUAAAGAAACAACACAGAAUGGAGCACCGGAACUCCACCCUGGGAAGCGGCUUCACAUUGAUGGGGAUUCUGAAUGACAGUGGGUAUCCUGAGCUGCUCUGUGCCAUGAUCUCAGUCCUGUACGUGUUGGCCAUGACCAGCAAUGGCCUGCUGCUCCUGGUCAUCACAGUGGAUGCCCGGCUCCAUGUGCCCAUGUACCUCUUGCUAGGGCAGCUCUCCCUCAUGGAUCUCCUCUUCACAUCUGUUGUCACUCCCAAGGCCAUCGUGGAUUUCAUGCUCAGUGACAACACCAUCUCCUUUGGAGGAUGUGCCCUUCAGAUGUUCCUGGCACUGACACUGGGUGGUGCAGAGGACCUCCUACUGGCCUUCAUGGCCUAUGACAGGUAUGUGGCCAUUUGUCAUCCUCUGAACUACAUGGUCCUCAUGAGGCCGAGGGUCUGCUGGCUCAUGGUGGCCAUAUCCUGGGUCCUGGCAUCCCUGAGUGCCCUUGUAUAUACCGUGUAUACCAUGCACUAUCCCUUCUGCAAAGCCCGGGAGAUCAGGCACCUGCUCUGUGAGAUACCACCACUGCUGAAGUUGGCCUGUGCAGAAACCACUAGCUAUGAACUCAUGGUGUAUGUGAUGGGUGUGACCUUCCUGAUGCCCCCUCUUUCUGCUAUCCUUGCCUCCUACACACUAAUCCUAUACACUGUGCUCCGCAUGCCCUCAAAUGAAGGGAGGCAGAAAGCCCUGGUCACCUGCUCUUCCCACCUGACUGUGGUCGGCAUGUUCUAUGGAGCUGCCACGUUCAUGUACGUCCUGCCCAGUUCCCUCCACAGCCCCAAGCAGGACAACAUCAUCUCUGUCUUCUACACGAUUGUCACGCCAGCCCUGAACCCCCUCAUCUAUAGCCUGAGGAAUAAGGAGGUCAUGGGGGCCUUGAGGAGGGUCCUGGGAGAAUACUUACUGUGGACACCCUCCUGACACAGUUACCAUGUAGACAUUGUAGGGGACUAAGUUUCAAUCUCAAUAUCAUGUAGCGGCAGUACUGAUACAGCUUGUAAGAGACUGAGCAAAGUUCAGUAGCCUUUUAACAGCAGAUGAGGACUGCUUUCAUUUGAACAAGAUUCUUAGAUGGUUAUAGAGAGAAGUAUCCUCAGAAGAUAUAGUGGGCUUCUUGUCUGUUAGACAGAUGGUUGUUCAAGCAAUUGGUAAGAAUAACUGAUUUGUGACUGCAUUGGUACUGCAGACUUAAGGAGCAGUUUGCAUUGAUUACACAAAUAAAGGCAUAUACCUCUUCUGGGAUAGUGGAAAAGGCUAUAAAAGGGGCAUUUUUAUACUGCCUGAAAUUAAAAUAUAGAAACCAAUAGAAUAGAAUGUGGAAGUUCCCAGAUUUCAAGUGAGAAUUAGAGAUACAAUAGCAGUGGGAGUCAUGUGUUGUGUACAUUGCUUGACUUUUUAAAAAAUGUGAUUUACAUAUAUAGAGACCUGUUUUGAAACUUCAAAACAGUUGUGAGGUUUGUAUAUGUACAAGUCUGUGUCCACAGGAAAGGAGGGAUACAAUUUAUAAUUCAUUUUUCUAGCUAGCUUGAAUAUGCUUUAUUUGUAUCCUUUGAUUUAUCAAUGUGGCAAGAUUUAUAAGAAAAGCUGAGCACUUAGAUCUGUUUAGUUAAGAAGCUCCAAAACACCCUGGCUCACAUAGUUGGAAUUUUUUUCUGAGGAUAGUGCUUUGUAAAAGCUCAGAAAUUCUUUCUUUGUGGAAACUGUCUUAAAUGACUUAAUCUAUUAAGAUCAACCGUAAUAUAAAAGCUAAAGCUAACCUGUGGAACUAAUCCAAGUUCAUUAUAAAAACAGAAAAUUCAGAAGUUGAGAAAGAAGCAAAAAUCACCUAUUAAGUUUUCCUUUCAUUUUUUGGGGUGUCCAUAUGUUUUACUGAAUAGUUAUGUACAUGUUGGUUAAAGUCCUGCUUUUUUGUCAUUUAAAAUUUGGUGAACUUUCUUUCUUGUGUAGAAGGGACGUUUUUGUGUUUUUCAGUAGAGGGAGAGGGGCAGGGAGUGAGGGGGCCAGAGUGCUGAGUGUGAUGUCUGCUCCCCCUUUAUCAUUUGUGCAUCUCUGGACACUAAAUCUAACCAUUUGUGCCUCGGUUUGCUCAUCUGAAAGGUGGUGAUAAUAUUAAGACUCAUGAUGAUCUCAUGAUGUUUUGAGGAGAAUCAAGUAAGAUGAUUAGGCACUUAGACCAGAGCCUGGCAGAUAGUGCUUUACCAUGCUAGCUGUUAUAUGAAUAACUAGUAAAUAGUCUUGAAAAACAUUCAAUUUGAUCAUAUGACUAUGUAAUAUCAUCAUAUGAGUCCUCUGUAAUGUAUUCUGGGAUUUGCUUACGUUUUAUU
Messenger RNA from Camelus dromedarius (Arabian camel), 2600 nucleotides. Its product is annotated as olfactory receptor 2AG1. Gene Ontology annotation, cellular component: plasma membrane. NCBI's taxonomy places the organism in Eukaryota, Metazoa, Chordata, Mammalia, Artiodactyla, Camelidae. The record is from RefSeq and is a predicted model, not a curated record. Bases 253 to 1197 code for a protein of 314 amino acids. Gene Ontology annotation, biological process: detection of chemical stimulus involved in sensory perception of smell; G protein-coupled receptor signaling pathway. The transcript has a single exon. Gene Ontology annotation, molecular function: G protein-coupled receptor activity; olfactory receptor activity.